Messenger RNA from Pelodiscus sinensis (Chinese soft-shelled turtle), 2870 nucleotides. The record is from RefSeq and is a predicted model, not a curated record. NCBI's taxonomy places the organism in Eukaryota, Metazoa, Chordata, Testudines, Trionychidae.
GUAGACAUACCCAUAGAGAGAGCAGGGAACCAACUUUUAAGCUAGCUUUCCACAUGUAUUGGCUCCCACCUGCUGCUCCCAAGGAUCCGGACCCGGAGCCGCAUGUAACCAUUUGUGAAACUGAUAAGCUCAUGCUUACCUGUUACCCAUGUAAACAGUUACACUCUUACAUCCAAAAUGUCCAUAUGCUUAUGAGGUCUUAUACUGCAGUCAGCAAAAAUGGAUUCUCAGGAAGUAACAGAGUUGCAGCAAGAAGUGAUAGAGGAGUUGGGGAUCUCUAUGGAGGAGCUCCAGCAAUUCAUUGAUGAGGAGCUGGAGAAGUUUGAGAGUGUGAAACAGAGGAAACAGCAGCUGGAAGAGCUGGAAAAAAGUGUGGAACAGAAAGAAGCAGAAGUGGCAUAUGUUGACCAGCUCUUCGAUGAUGCUUCAAGAGCCAUUGGUAAAUGUGAGAUACUGGUAAAAGAUCUCUACUCCAAGCUGGGCCUUCAGUAUCGUGAGAGCAGCUCUGAAGAUGAAGAUUCAGCCUCCAAGCCCAUGGAAGUGAUCGAAAUCCCAGAUGAGGAUGACGACGAUGUUAUGAGUAUUGAUUCGGGUUGGAAGCGCAGUGAUGCAAGUAACAGACUCUCAAAGGAUCAGACACUGCUUCGAGAAGCCAUGGCUGCAAUGAGGAAGUCUGCCCAAGAUGUUCAGAAAUUUAUGGAAGCAGUUAACAAAAAAACAAAUGCCCAGGACCCGCAAAAAGAUGGGCUGUCCUCUCCCCCGAGCUCUGUUGCGGGAUCCCAGCAGGUGGGCUCUGGCCUUGCUGGGGGUGACCUCAGCAAUGAUGGUGACCUGGUGGUCGGUAUGCGUAUCCUAGGCAAGAAGCGGACCAAGACGUGGCACAAAGGAAUUUUGAUUGCAAUCCAGGCAGUAGGUGCUGGGAAGAAGUUCAAAGUGAAAUUUGACAACAAGGGGAAGAGUUUGCUUUCUGGCAAUCACAUUGCGUAUGACUAUCAUCCCUCUGCCGAGAAACUCUAUGUUGGAAGCCGGGUUGUGGCAAAAUACAAGGAUGGAAAUCAAGUCUGGCUCUACGCUGGCAUCGUGGCUGAAACACCAAACAUGAAGAAUAAAUUGAGGUUCCUGAUCUUCUUUGAUGAUGGCUAUGCGUCUUAUGUCACCCAGUCGGAGCUGUACCCCAUCUGCAGGCCACUAAAGAAGACCUGGGAAGAUAUAGAAGAUGUUUCCUGUCGUGAUUUCAUAGAGGAGUACAUCAGUGCCUACCCAAACCGUCCCAUGGUGUUGCUCAAGAGCGGCCAGCUUAUUAAAACAGAAUGGGAAGGGACCUGGUGGAAAUCCAGAGUGGAGGAAGUGGAUGGCAGUCUGGUCAAAAUCCUCUUCCUGGAUGACAAACGCUGUGAAUGGAUUUACCGGGGUUCCACACGCCUGGAGCCUAUGUUCAGCAUGAAAACCUCAACAGCCUCCACUCUGGAAAAGAAACAAGGAGGGCAGAUGAGGACUCGUCCUAAUGUCGGUGCCGUGAGGAGCAAAGGGCCGGUGGUACAGUACACGCAAGACUUAACAGGAACCAGCUCCCAGUUUAAACCUAUCGAACAAAUCCAGGCCAUAUCUCUAGCUGCACAGCCUGCUUCCCCCCCACCUGCUGAAAUGGAGCAUUGGCCCCCUGCUGCUUUGCAUUCUUCAACUUGGACUGACCGGCUCAUGGACCUCACUGACUUACGAGGCACUGAGAAUUCAGACUCAUGGGUUGGUCUUGAUGGUCACGGAGCAGACCUGAUCAAGUCACUCUCCAACCAAAUCCAUCAUGCACCUUCCACCACCGGAGGCACGAGUUGGACGCUGUCAGAGGCACAUCCUAGUGCCGGAGGAGGACUUGGUGAAGGAGAAGAGCCACAUUGCAAUGGAGAUUGUGGGGUGCAGAAUGCAAGAUUUCCUGAGCACGUGUGUUGGGACUUCAGGAUAAACUUCCUCAGAGAAAAGGAGACUGUCCCUGUUCACUUUUGUCACCACUGCGGAUUUCCCAUCAGGAUUUAUGGACGCAUGAUUCCCUGCCUACAUGUCUUCUGCUCGAACUGUGCCACUUUGCAUGGGGAAAAGGGGACUAAGAUGUGCCCCACCUGUAGCGAACCUGUGCAGCAAGUUGAGCAGUACACACGAGAAUCUUUCCAGACGUAACGGCAUGCAAGUAACACGGUCUGCUCCACUGCCUGUAACCCUGAACGCCAGUGUAACAUGAAUUCUUCUGCCCUGAACGUAGCGGCCAAUUGGUUAAUGCUCUUGUACACCACUCUAAUCCUAACGCUUUCCCAAGGCUCGUGAAUCUAAGCUGUAGUUUCAUUCUUUCACUGUGGUCAUGUAAAGGGAGAGUCCUACCUACUCCCACACGGUGUCCCCUCCGCCUUGAGGAAUGCCAAACUUGGCGCCUUGUUCUCCACUUCCAGGGCAAUGUCCAAACAAGAUCUAGACUUUCUUGCUGCCAUUAAAGUAACUCAAACUGAGGAGACUACGGGAAUGAUAGUUGACGAGAAGUCUGUUACACUAAACUGCAAGUUACAGACCCCCUCUAGCUGUCUCAUCUGCACUCUUGUGUUAAAGAACAGUCAUUGCAGUGUGUGCAAGGCAUGCUGGGGUCUUAAAUCAUAUCUAUAUAAUAUAAUAAAUUUUAAGAUCCUGUCUUCAAAGCACAUAGUCCAAGCUACUUGUAUGGAACUAAAGCUGCUGUUCUAAGCCCCUUCAUCUGUAGUGUUGCAGACGGCUGCCAAGACAAUUGCUUCUAGUAUAAACUGAGUCCUCCUUCAAGUAUUGCUGCUGUUCGAAGGGAUAUGAAGCCCCGAAAGUCAGCUGGCUCAGUCCAGAAAGCAAGUGGCCAAGAA